Molecule: messenger RNA, 5985 nt
Organism: Lithohypha guttulata
Lineage: Eukaryota; Fungi; Ascomycota; Eurotiomycetes; Chaetothyriales; Trichomeriaceae
Exons: 1
Coding region: 1-5985 (1994 amino acids)
Cellular component (GO): membrane
Source: RefSeq, a predicted model, not a curated record
AUGAACCCGAUCGAGUCCUAUCGCGACCCUGGUCUGGAUGGAUUGCUCGGACCUCAACCGUCUACAACUACUAGAAAGACCAGUCGCCAUUCUCGGCAGCCUUCAAGCGCUGCCCGCGAUGUCUAUGCUCCCACAAACUCGCAAUACGACGCUGGAACGUCCGGCGGUGCUCCUAUAGCUUAUCCUGGCGCAGAUCUGUCUGGACAAGGCCUACAAAGAUCCUUCUCACAAAGAGCAAGAGGCCGUCCAUAUGCAGACGAAGCUUUCGCUGAUGAAGACCUGGCAGAUACUGCUAGAGAUAGACUCGAAAAUGCACAGCAACAGCUUCGCCAGGUGACGGCGCAAGAUCCUCAGACUACACGUGUUGCUCCUGUACCUUCACAUCCGGUCACACAACCAGAUCCUGGCCAAGCAGUACGUAGGCAGCAGAUAAUUCAAGACAACAUUCGCUCGGCUGCCCAAUUGGUCCGCUCACCCAGAGAUAUGGCUGACACAAGUACUUACGACGAGUCUCGACACGAAGUGCCUGGCCUUACAAAAGCACCAACCUUAAAAACUGUUACCAACCAGGCCGAAUCAAGAGACUGGGCCCCGGACCGUUCUCCUUUGCAGAAGUUAGAGGCCACUCUGGACAAUAUUAGCAAGGAGGAAAAGCGAGCUCGUGUGCAAGAGGCUGAGAUGUUACAUCGUGAGAAGACACGCUCACAACGGCCUCCUGAUCGUCAGCCUAACCCUUCCACGAUCGAAGAUGCAGGUAUAGUCCGAUCUCUGAGCAAUACUCAAAGGGAUCGCUUGCACCACAGUACUGUCAUCGAGUCACGACAACCAGAUGCUGCCCGCUUGUCCACAGAUCGACCAGGCUUCGACUACCAGAAUGCCACGUCCCUCCCACGUUCGGUCACCAUCACAAGAAGAUCUCGAGGGGCUGGUGUUGGUCAACCCACUGGCCAGCCUCAAAGAGCUGCUUCUUCGUCUCAUACCUACUCCCCACAAGAUACUGUCUCAGCUACUCCUCAAACACGAAGCGUCUCACUGGCUCACUUCACAGCCAAUCCGAAUCCAGCAAGUACGAUAACAACUCAGCAAGGUCAGAAGUACAGGGCGAAGCCGGUCUACGACUCGGAUCGUAUACCGACAGCACAAGAGAGGAACGCGUCGCAUCGUGCAGCACUAGAGUCAUUGACUGGCCACGCUUUGACCGCCAAAUUGGACAGUGAUCCUAGAAGAACUCGUGAUCCUUCAUACACUGAGCGUAAUGAACCUACUGGACCGUCCAGAAAUCUGGACAAUUUGAACUUGUCCAAUUCCGCACGUUUUCAAUCCACGCAGCAGGCUCCAGCAGUGAUGCGAACCGCAACGCCGCAAGGGCAAUCUAAUCCUGCUGGCCUGGGUUUCCAAGACUCCCCUGGUGUACGCUCCGUUGACUCGGCAACUCCUGCCGAUAAUAUGGCCAAUCCAGUACAAAGACAUAAGCGUCGUUCUAGCGUAUCCUUCAAGGAUCCCUAUGAUCGUCGCAGGCCUCUUGACGAGUGGAAGGCUGCAGAAACUGCACGACUAAGUGCAGACGACUUCGUGCUGGAGCCGAAACAGAAUCCAGAGAGCAACAAGGCAUGGUGGGAAGAGGAUCCCAAAUUCCGCAGGACGAGCAACAGAAGCAGAACACACGCCGUUAAUGAAAGCGCAGCUAUAGACGAUCGUAAUGCAGAGUUCAGACCGAGAUUGUUGCUCAAAUGUGGUCCACUCCUUCGGUACACUGGCAUCAAGCGCACUAUCGGUGAAGGUGCCAAAGAAUACUGGCGAGGUACGGUGAUGAUUGUCACACAGGAUCAACAAUCUUCUUAUGAAAAGCCACCGACACUUCGGCUGUUCUCUCAACCAAAAUCUUUAUACGAUGACCCCCACCUCGACGACGAGACUACACUCGACCGCGAAGAGCACGAUCCAUUGGCCGGUAGCAUCAAAAUGUCACGCAUAGGCAGAGCGCUAUAUGUAAAACCAGCUCACAGCUUGCCGUCAGGGAGAGAUUUGUCUCACAUCGAGACAGACGAUGGCCUGUUCGAUACCUCACCACCUAUUGCAAAUACGAAUGAGCAGUCUGUAGCUGUCACUCCGAUCGACUCUCGACUGAGUGACAACAAUGGCGAGCGCAAUGGACGUUACAAGGAGAUUCGAGGAGUCCGCUUGUACGCUGAUCCAGAUCGUGAUGUGACUUUUUGGCUCUUCAAGAUUGAAGUCCAGCUUGGUAAAGAACAGCAACAUCUGGGGUACAGGAUCAAUGGUGGCGCUGCUUCGGGCUUUUGGGUUCCUUCCGAAGGCCAAACUAUGAAUAUCAUGUUUCAUUCCUGUAACGGGUUCAGCUUGUCCGUUAAUCCUCAUGAGUUUUCCGGACCUGACCCUUUGUGGAGAGACGUUCUUAUCGCGCAUCAGCGUCGGCCAUUCCAUGUCAUGAUAGGUGGAGGAGACCAGAUAUACAACGAUAGGGUCAUGCGUGAUACUCAGCUUUUUGGAGAUUGGACUGCUAGCAAGAAUCCGCAGUAUAAACACAACGCCCCUUUCACAACUGAAAUGAAAGAAGAAUUGGAGACUUUCUACCUGGAUAACUAUAGCCAGUGGUUUUCGCAAGGUCUCUUUGCAAUGGCCGGCUCUCAGAUUCCGAUGGUGAACAUGUGGGACGACCACGAUAUUAUUGAUGGAUUUGGCUCUUAUCCACACCCCUUUAUGAUUUCACCUGUGUUCAGUGGUGUCGGCAACAUCGCAUACAAAUACUAUAUGCUCUUCCAGCAGCACAGUGUCGAAGGUAUGACUUCGACCGAUGAGCCGAGCUGGGUAUUAGGAUACAAACCUGGUCCCUAUAUCAAGCAAUUGAGCAGGAGCAUUUUCCUGAACCUUGGUCGACCUAUUGCUUUCUUAGCGUUGGACUGUAGGACAGAGAGGAUGAAAAACCAGGUCUUGUCACUCGAUACGUGUGAUAUUGCCCUCGAGCGAUGUCGAAAGGAGAUCAUCGAAGGUGAGACAAAACACCUGAUCGUACUGCUUGGUGUACCUAUCGCAUAUCCAAGAAUGAACUGGCUGGAGACCAUACUAACCAGUCGUGCUAUGGAUCCUGUCAAAGCUCUAGGUCGAUAUGGUAUGAUCAAAGGUGGUCUGCUUAAUAAGUUUGAUGGUGGUGUCGAAGUGCUGGACGACCUUGAUGAUCACUGGACAGCACACCACCACAAAGAAGAGCGAAACGAGCUGAUCAAAGAACUUCAAGAUCUUGCUGCAGAGAGGUCAGUCCGUGUGACCAUCCUAGGAGGCGAUGUUCAUCUGGGAGCAAUUGGGCAGUUCUACUCGAAUCCUAGACUCAAGAUACCCAAGGACCGUGACCACAGAUAUAUGCCGAACGUUAUCUCGUCCGCCAUUGUCAACACUCCACCACCCGAGAUGCUAGCGGAUGUGCUCAACAAGCGCAAUAAGGUUCAUCACCUCGACGGCUAUACCGACGAAUCGAUGAUACCUAUGUUCACACACGACGUCGACAGGAAGAAAAGAAAUAAUAAACACCUUCUACCUCGAAGAAACUGGUGCUCUAUUGCUGAGUAUAGACCAGGUAUAACACCAUCGAGUUCACGAUCAACCUCACCAAGUCAGUCGAGUUUCAUCGCGGGAGACGACGAUCCGGCAAUGCCCCAGCCCAAGCGACGUUUUUCGCUUUCUCGCGACGACAUCAACCCUAGAAUGUUAUUCAGAAGACUGAGUUCGCGCAACGCACCACCUACAGCCUAUCGCGAAGAUGGCCAUGCUGGCGAAGAACAAAGAUAUGGAUCUCUUGACGAUGUCCAGUCUGGGCGCAACCCGGCUACACGUCAGAAUGGAAGAUUGGGCAUGAAUCAACGUGCUGCAUCCGAGACCCGAGAUAUAUCUACUCAGGGCGAUUAUGCAUUAGGGGACGAUGAGUUUGCACGUCGUGGUCCACCACCAUUUCGACCCGGUUUCCACCGUCGUCCCACGAACCUUUCUGAAAAAGCUGCUAAAAAAGGUAACAUGCCUGCCAUGGAUGCUGAAGGCAACGAAUUUGACCUCAACGAUCAUGUCAACCUGGACGGUGCGCUUGAUGUUGUGCUCAAUUGCGAAAUCGAUCGAAGAGAUCCAUGCGGUGCGACCGAGCCAUACCGUUUGCUUGUUCCAGCUUUGUGGUAUGAUGGAAGUUCUGACCGAGAAAAGCUAGAGGGUGCUGAAGGCCUCCAGCGCAAGCCCACGCUCAUGAACAAGCUAGGGUUCGGAGGGAAGCGUGGCCAGAAAUCUGCACAAAGUCAGGGUGCCGGCAAUUGGGGUCAGGAAAUGAGCGAUGCAGAGAGUUAUACAGGUAGUGAAGAAGGCGCGGAAGCCAAGCCAAAGGCAAGACUUGGGCUUUUCAGGAGUCUCAGUAAGAAACGUCCGGAAAACAACGACGACCUUGAUCGUAGUGUGCCUGAUCAUCCUACCGCUGCUGGUACUUCCUCGGAGCCAAACGACUACUUUACAGACGCACAUCGACUCUCGUUUCACGAUCAAGUAACAGGUCCUGCAACUAGCGUGCCAAAUGACACGCCAGCUAAAAUGACAUCUCAGGCAGCUCCCAUUGCUUACGAAAUGCCUUCUGAUACUUUCGAAGACCUACAGGGACGAGGUAAAGGGUCGUUCAAUCAACCUCCAAGCCAACCUCGUGACAUGAUGGCGGCUGUACCUCAACGCAUAUCCUCAGGCAAGGGGAAUGUGCUGCGAAAGAAAAGUCAGAAGGCCCCAACAGCCGUUGGUCGUGACCGUCAGCAAAUGACUUCGCCAUCGCAACCGCAAUAUCAAACAUACGAUUCACGACCUCAGCCUCAGACUCAAGCUCAAAGGACAGCCGGACAAGCUCAAGGCUAUCCACAGUCUUCGUUCUCAACUAUCGAAUCCAUCCCUGCAAAUCCAGUUCGAAGAGGUUCAUACACGAUCGGUACGAAUAGAUCUAGCUCGCUUCGUCAACCUUCCGGCACUGAAUCAUCGUAUGCAAAUCAGCAACAACGACAAGCACCUCGAGCCGUUUCAACUCCCACAGGGCCACCUUCAUCGUACCCAGCUCAGGGUACUGGAGUCAGCGCGGAUUCUCUUCCACGCAGCUCAUCCCUGCGCGGGCCAAGCAGUGGAAUGGCAGGUAAUCAACGUCUCAGCAAGCAAGAGCAAGUUCUAGGCAUAGGUACAGACCACGACGCCUACUCAGGAAAUCCGCAGCAACGCUCUCUCCGUGGGAAUGGUAUUCUUGGACGUACGACUGAUCAAGACGUGUUUCCAGAUCGUCCACAGCAGCGCUCCCAAAGAAGAAACAGCAUACUUGGCCGCUUUGGACUAAGUAGGUUCCCACCAAGUGCAGAACAGGUCCCUCAAGUACAACAACCACAAUCGCAACCACAACCGCAAUCGCAACCACAGUAUACAGAGGCUCAUACAAGCUCUGGAGCACGCGAAGACUUCCCCACGCCGACACGUACAACGAGCCAAGGCUAUAAUGGCGUCGAAGCAUACCGCGAAAAGCCAAAACGCGGCCUCAGCCUCCGCGACCGUGCCAGAAACUUCAUCGACCGUGUCGAAGGCCGCAAUAAACGCGAAGACGAUUACGACGACGGCCAAUACCCAUACAGUGACGAUGUCGGAGAGACACAGCCCAGACAACUCGGACAAUCCGGCCAGGCAGACCACCACCAACACCAACAUCAGCACCAAAACGCAUAUCACCACGACCAAGACGACGACAACAUGGACGACGAACAAGACCGCUACAGCGACGAACCAAGCUACUUCUCCGACGAGGAGGAGCCAAUCGAUACCAAGCCGAAACGUGGACUGAGUCAACGCUUCAAGGGCAUGAUGAGGAUGGGGUCGAAUAGAGGGAAUAAUCGGCGAGCAGAUAUGGCUGCUGAGGAGGAGGAGGAGGGGAUUGGCGAUAGUGCUGGUGGUGGGGGGAGAGGAGGGAAUAAAUACUAUUGA